CUCGCCGACGGGGAAACGGAUGCGGAAGUGAGCGGGUUCCGGAGCCGGGAGAUGGAGUCCGGGCAGCAGCAGCAGAGGCCGUUGUGGCGCGGCUUGGGGCUCCUCGGGGGAGGCGGCGAGGGCCCCGGCCUGGGCUGCGAGCGGAGGCUGUUGUGGGCCGCGUCCUUGCUCUGCGUCCUGCUGGACCUCCAGUUGCCAGGUUUGCUGGCUGCUGGGCAGGCGGAGAUUGAAAACCACCUGGAAAUGGGGCGGAAGCUGUUGGCGGCUGGACAGUUGGCCGAGGCUCUGUCUCACUAUCACUCUGCAGUGGAAAAUGACCCCAAAAACUACCUUACCUACUACAAGCGUGCAACCAUCUAUUUGGCCAUGGGCAAGUUCAAAUCAGCGUUGCCGGACCUCUCUAAAGCGAUUGAGCUCAAACCGGAUUUCCUGGCCGCCAGACUGCAACGAGGCAACAUCCUUCUGAAACAAGGAAACACACAGGAGGCCAAGUUAGACUUCGAAGCUGUGCUCCAGAGUAGUCCAGACAACACAGAGGCCCGAAGCCAGCUCACACGGGUCACUGAGCUAGAAUUGUCUAUGCAAGAAGCUCGGACUGCCUUUCAGAGGAAGAACUACAUGGGAGCAGUCGGUAUUCUGGAUCGAGCAAUUGAGAUUUCCCCAUGGGACCCAGAAGCGAAAGAGCUGCGUUCUGAGUGCUACUUGUACCUUGGCAACUAUGAGAAGGCUAUCAUGGACCUCAAACCCACCACCAAGUUGCGCAACGACAACAGGGCAGCUUUCCUCAAGCUAAGCAAGCUGUAUUACAACUUGGGGGAUCACGAGGAGUCCUUAAACCAAGUACGAGAAUGUCUCAAGUUGGACCAGGAUGACAAGAACUGUUUCUCCCACUACAAGCAAGUAAAGAAGCUUUCCAAGCAGCUGGAAACAGCUGAAGAACAUGUAAAAGCUCACAGGUAUGAAGAUGCCAUUGAGAAGUAUAAAGCAGCCAUGAAAACAGAGCCCAACGUGGAGAUCUACACCUCCAAGGCCAAAGGACGCAUCUGCCACUGUUUAUCCAAGAACAAACAGCCUCUUGAAGCUAUAGACAUCUGCACAGAAGCUCACCAGCUUGACCCCAGAAAUGUCUUCAUCCUGCGUGACAGAGCUGAAGCCUACAUCCUGAAUGAGGAGUUUGAGAAAGCUGUUGAAGACUAUCAAGAAGCCAAAGAGUUUGAUAGUGAUAUUGAGGAACUGAAGGAAGGACUGGAGAGAGCACAGAAGUUGCUGAAGCAAUCUAAGAAACGAGACUAUUACAAAAUCCUUGGGAUCCGGAGGUAA
Messenger RNA from Anolis sagrei ordinatus, 1320 nucleotides. The record is from RefSeq and is a predicted model, not a curated record. Lineage: Eukaryota; Metazoa; Chordata; Lepidosauria; Squamata; Anolidae.